UUUUGGGAGAGGGGGGUAAUGGGUUUGGAUUUUUAUCUAUCUGUGGUUUAGAAAAAUAAUGAAAAGAUGAGAAUGUGUUUUUUUUCUUGAAAGUCAUAUUUUGGAUUGUACCUACCCAAAAAUAUUUUGCAUUGAAUUUUCAUUUUCUUGAAUUGUACAAUGGCAAAUUAUCGAUUCUCUCUCUCACUUGAUCAUCUUACAGAUAGACACUUGCAAUGGUUUUUACUGCGAAGCCUUCAAACCGAAAAAAGAGCCAUAACCCAAAAAUGUGGACUGAAGCUUGGACUGGCUGGUAUACAAAGUUUGGUGGUCCAAUUCCUCAGAGACCUAUUGAAGACUUGGCAUUUUCAGUGGCAAGGUUUAUACAGAAUAAUGGUUCCUUUAUUAAUUAUUAUAUGUACCAUGGAGGAACAAAUUUUGGACGGACGACUGUUGGUCUCUUCAUUGCCACUAGCUAUGAUUAUGAUGCCCCAAUUGACGAAUAUGGUAUGCAUACACAUGAAAAUAACUUUGCGGACUUGGAGCAUUCCGGGAUCAACCAACCAGAAUCAUGA
This is a messenger RNA of Camellia sinensis, 554 nucleotides long. The record is from RefSeq and is a predicted model, not a curated record. Lineage: Eukaryota; Viridiplantae; Streptophyta; Magnoliopsida; Ericales; Theaceae.